AUGUCUAGUUUUCUCAAUCUUCUUGCACUUGUGCCUCUGGCACUAGCUGUCACCCCGACCAUGAUGGUCCCUAAUCAGGUCAUGAUUUUCAAAGAAAACGACUUCGCAAUGAAUGCCGGCCGAACAGGAAUGCCCAUCACGUCUGAUGGAAAUUGCAUGAAUUUCGACAACAUGUCGGAGUAUGCUAAAUCAUCCAGCGACUACUCUUGCAACAACGAGCUAUUCACCUUUACCCGACCCCAUGCGAAUUUGCUCAGACGAGCCGUUGGCGAUGGUGUUGGCAGACAUGUCAGAAGCAUGAAAUGUGCGAUGGUCCAUUCCCCUGCCGACAGACGAGGACAUAUCUUCUCAAGUAAUCAUGCGUCCACCAAGAGUCCAAGCAGCUGCCCCAAUGACAGUUGUUCCGGUGAACAGAACUGUCAAUCAACCCACCCGGAUUACGGCAUGUACUGCUCUUCUAGCUCAAAGACCUGCCAACAAACUUCUGUAGUUGGCGCUCUUUGCAGGGAAGAUGGCCAGUGUGUCAACAGUCAUUGCCAGAGUGGAAAGUGUAUGGCUGCCGCAGAGAACCUGCGUUGCGCGCAGGGCUCUGAGUGUCCUUCUAGCCUGAGAUGUCGUCCUACCCGUGUUCUCAACUUGCUUGGGGGUUCCAAUGUUGAAAUGAUCUGCAUGAAAGAUGAGGAUGUUCGCGGCACCCAGUGCUCUGCUGAAAAGCCUUGCCCGGCGCAUAUGUCGUGCAGUCUUCAACAUGAGACUAACGUGUACUUCUUUGUGAAGGAUGUCAAGCUUGGAGGAAAUGGUAUUCAAAUUGAAAGCCCUGGAGGAACUGGAUACUAG
This is a messenger RNA of Penicillium concentricum, 837 nucleotides long. RefSeq lists its product as uncharacterized. The transcript has 4 exons. Lineage: Eukaryota; Fungi; Ascomycota; Eurotiomycetes; Eurotiales; Aspergillaceae. The record is from RefSeq and is a predicted model, not a curated record. The coding region runs from base 1 to 837 and encodes 278 amino acids.